This is a messenger RNA of Exophiala aquamarina CBS 119918, 1449 nucleotides long. RefSeq lists its product as uncharacterized. The record is from RefSeq and is a predicted model, not a curated record. Gene Ontology annotation, molecular function: mRNA binding; translation regulator activity; zinc ion binding. NCBI's taxonomy places the organism in Eukaryota, Fungi, Ascomycota, Eurotiomycetes, Chaetothyriales, Herpotrichiellaceae. The transcript is spliced from 11 exons. Gene Ontology annotation, cellular component: cytoplasm. Bases 1 to 1449 code for a protein of 482 amino acids. Gene Ontology annotation, biological process: positive regulation of cytoplasmic translation.
AUGUCUGACUGGAACACUCAGGAUGUCUCUGCCCCUGGCAAUUGGAACGAUGGAGCUGCUGCAGGCUCUGCGUCCUUCAACGACGGAUUCGGUGAUGCUGCCAACAGCGACGUAGCCAAUGAGUUCGGCAGUCACGGUGGCACCGAGAAUGCAGGUGGCGGCGGCGAUCAGGGCUGCCGUAAUUGUGGUGAAGAGGGCCACUUCGCUCGCGAAUGCCCACAACCACGCAAGGGUGGUGGUGCUUGCUUCAAUUGUGGCGAAGAAGGCCAUAAUAAAGCGGAAUGCACGGCUCCUCGCAAGCCCAAUGGUCCUUGCCGCACCUGCGACCAGGAGGGUCAUUUCUCGGCCACUUGCCCCCAACGCAAAUGCAAGAACUGCCUUCAGGAAGGUCAUGAUGCUCACGAAUGCAAGAAUGCGAAGCUCGUCAACGUUGAUCACGUUGCCACCAAGUCCGAAGAUGAAGCUUGGGCGAUGCUUGAGCAGGCCAGUGAGGAGCGCGACAUCACCGACUUCAAGGAAGCAGUUCAGAUCCUGGCCAAGGCGGUUCCGGCCUACAACUAUCCUGAAUUGGAGAAAGAGUUUCGCAAGCGAGGCUUCAAAGUCUUCCUUAUCGCUAUGGAGAAAGACCACGGUGACACUUGGACCAAUGUCAACCUUCAAGGUGAAGUCGAGAAGAAGUAUGCGGUCAGUUAUUUCCUUUCUGACAAGCCUCAACGCCCGACUCUUGUUCCCAAAUGGCCUCAAGAUGCCGAGGACAACCUCACCCGUCUUGCGGAUGCCGGUACCCCACUUGACCGUGGUGUUGACAAGUGCAACAACUGCGGCAAAAUUGGUCACAAGUCCCGAGCUUGCACUGAAGAGAAAGCUUCGACUGAGCAACCAAAGAUCUUCUGUCAUUUGUGCAGUGAAGAAGGCCACCGUGUUCGUGACUGCACCCAGGAACGCAAGAAGGGUGGUCGAGCCUGCAAGGUUUGCGAAUCAGAGGAGCACUUGGCGAAAGAUUGCCCGGAGCGUGAGAAGAUGACCUGCCGAAACUGUGGAGAAGAAGGGCAUAUGGCCAAGGACUGCACUGCCGAGCGCAAGAUCAUUUGCAGAAACUGUGAUCGGGAAGGUCACUUGUCGAAGGUGCGUAUGCCGCCUCGCCGCCGAUAUCUUCACACUAACCAUGUUGUCCAGGAGUGUCCUCAACCCAAAAAUUGGGCCAAAGUCGUGUGCAGCAAUUGCAAACAGUCUGGUCACGGUCGGAAGCGUUGUCCAGAGCCUUUAGUCGAAGCUGACGCAAAUGGAGAUAACUGCGCUAAUGCCGGCAAUGCCAAUGGUGGAGGAAACGACGCUGGCGGUGGUUGGGAAGGCGACAAUCAUGGUCCCUCCUCUGUACCAGCCGAUUGGGAACAGAACGGUGUUUCAGCUCCUUCCGCUCCCCCUCUUGGAGUUGGUGGCGGUUGGUAA